Vigna unguiculata (cowpea) is the source of this 1218-nucleotide messenger RNA. RefSeq lists its product as uncharacterized. Lineage: Eukaryota; Viridiplantae; Streptophyta; Magnoliopsida; Fabales; Fabaceae. The record is from RefSeq and is a predicted model, not a curated record.
UUCCACCAAGCCAUUUUCUAAAACCACACCUUCAUUCUCACACACUCCGUGUUUCUUCUCUCUCUCAAACACACAAACCAACCUCCUUCAUUUUCAUUUAUUUGCUUCUCAGGAGGUGUGACCACUUUUUCUUUUAUUUUUAAACUUUUCUUUUAAUUUUGUGCCAUGGCAACCCAGAUUUUGCGGCCUCAGGACUGUCUGGUGGAACGAAUAAGCGCUCCGCCGCCGGAGUUUUCCCAACGGAGGAGUUCCGCUAAUCGCUGUAAUUAUUAUUACUACAACAACCAUGUCGCGGCUUCCAGGUCCUCCCGGAAGCAGUUUACCCGACCCGACCAGAGGAAACGGCCUGCUCCCGCUUCUGGCCUCCCUGUGCUGGCGGAGCCCGCUGCCGCCGCGUUCAGGAGAUCUAGCGGUGAUGAUUCGCGGUUGGCCAGGAGCCACGGCUUGGAGAAGGUUACGAUUCUCCGCAGGGGCCAGUCGCUUGAUUCGGCCGUGAAGAGCGACGUGUACGCCGGAUCGGCGUUUGCGAUGUCUCCGUCGCCAAACGCGCUUCCUCUGCCGUCGUUUCCGACGAAGAAAAACUCCUCCUCGGCGGUGUUUGAGGACUCCGCAACGCGAGAUCUGAGGCGUCUGCUCCGCCUCGAAUGAAAAAUAGUUGGGUUCCAGAUCCGGGUUUUCGAAUCGGGUUGGAUCCGACAAAAUAUCGAUGUUCCUCCUCUCUCUCUCUCAUCUUUUCAUUACCUAGAAUCUUCUCUCCGUUACCGUUACGCAUCUCUCGUUGUAGGUUCCGUCCCGACUGUGAUUUUUUUAAACGGAAGGGUGGAUCUGAAGGUGGGGGUGAAAUGGUUAAAAAGUUUGGAGUAGUUGAACGAGUCCUGAACCUGUGAUUGAAGUUGUAGCAUAUUUUGGGUUGUUUAUUAGAAUAUUAAAAUAAAGUUUAGGGUUGUAAUAUGUAAACAUGUAACACUAAUGUCAGUCUUAAAGGGAAAUUAGAAACGAAAAAGUGGAAAGGGGAAGAAGGUAGUUCUGUAAAAUCCAGUAAGUGUUAGGGAUCUGGUUCAUGCUGGGUUGGGUCUAUGAUCAGUGUGAAGUGAUUAGUUUAUGAUUCUGUGAAAUAUAGUGAAUAGUAUCGAAGUAAAUGAGUGAUUCCAGCUCUAUUAGGAAUUACUCCUUCCUAAGUUUCAAAUUUAUAUAAACUAAUUAUACAUUAUACAUUUC